Scophthalmus maximus (turbot) is the source of this 2191-nucleotide messenger RNA. It is a transcript of the gene aph1b, whose product is annotated as APH1B gamma secretase subunit. Gene Ontology annotation, molecular function: protein-macromolecule adaptor activity. NCBI's taxonomy places the organism in Eukaryota, Metazoa, Chordata, Actinopteri, Pleuronectiformes, Scophthalmidae. Gene Ontology annotation, cellular component: endoplasmic reticulum; membrane; gamma-secretase complex. The record is from RefSeq and is a predicted model, not a curated record. The coding region runs from base 199 to 975 and encodes 258 amino acids. Gene Ontology annotation, biological process: Notch signaling pathway; protein processing; Notch receptor processing. The transcript is spliced from 6 exons.
ACCCCUGUGGUCACAUCGGGUCAUGUGAGAGAAGAAGAAGAAGAAGAAGAGGAGAAGGAAGAAGAAGACAUUGAUCAGCAGAUCAAGUGAAAGUAAACCGACAAGAGAAUAAAAACACAGAAUAUCUGUGAGUUCAACCCGCGCGGACCGAGACAAGGCGCCCGAACUCGCGCCGCUUCCGCCCACGAAGAGCCAACAAUGACGGCGUCGGUGUUCUUCGGCUGCACCUUCAUCGCGUUCGGCCCGGCCAUCGCUCUGUUCCUGUUUACCAUCGCCCGCGAGCCGCUGCGGGUCAUCUUCCUCAUCGCGGGAGCGUUCUUCUGGCUGGUGUCUCUGCUGCUGUCGUCUCUGGUGUGGUUCAUCUCGGUGCAGAUCAGCAACAAGGAGAGCGCGGCGCAGCAGAAGGGUCUGCUCAUCUUCGGCGUGGUGCUGUGCGUCCUGCUGCAGGAAACCUUCCGCUUCGCCUACUACAAGCUGCUCAAGAAAGCGAAUGAAGGCCUCCUCACGCUCAGUCAGGAGGAGACGAUGCCCAUCUCCAUACGGCAGCUGGCCUACGUGUCCGGCCUCGGCUUCGGCUUCAUGAGCGGGGCCUUCUCUGUGGUGAACAUCCUGGCCGACUCCGUGGGGCCGGGGACUGUCGGGAUCCACGGAGACUCGCAGCACUACUUCCUUUCCUCAGCCUUCAUGACCAUGGCCAUCAUCCUGCUCCACAUGUUCUGGGGCGUCGUCUUCUUCGACGCCUGCGAGAAGCAGCGGUGGUGGGCGGUGGGCGCCGUCGUCGCCAGUCACCUGGUGGUGUCGUGUCUGACCUUCCAGAACCCGGAGUACGUCAACAGCCUGGUCCCCACCUACGUCAUCCUGCUGCUGAUGGGCGUCUGGGCGUUCUACUCGGCCGGCGGCUCGCUGCGGAACCUCAAGCUCUGCCUCACUUGCAAAGACAAGGACUUCCUGCUCGCCAACCACCGGCCCAGAUAACGCGGCCGCGCCCGACGCAAAAAAAAAAGGAAGCUGUGCGGGACUCUUCUCCAAAGAUCCACCAGUUCACGCACACACACACACACUGUACACAUACACACACACACACGCACACACACACACACACACACACACACACACACACACACACACACACACACACACACACACAUUCUGAGCAGAGAGUUAAUCUGCAGUUUCACAGAGGAGGUCGGAGGUAUGAAAAAGGUAAAAGCAGUGGAAGAAGAAGCUACGAUAGAUUUCAUUUACAUGUAAUGACACGUGGUUUAGCAAAAAUAUUAUUAUGUCCCCCGAUUGUUGCCUGAUGCUCUUCAAAAAAAAAAGGGGGAGGAAACAACUGAUGAACAAACCUACAGAAGAUAUUUUCAGUCGGGGCCACAAUCUGAAAAAAUUCUUCACACACUUUAAAUUUUUUUUCAACUUGUGAAUUUAAUCCUUCAUCAGCAAAACUCUGUGUAUAUAUAUAUAUUUUGAUGCAUUCCCUGGUGUGUAGAUAGUGAGAAGUUUUCAUUUUUUCCAAGUGGUGAUGCGCCAUCUGUAGUCUGUGAGAAGAACAAGCUGCCGCCUUUGACUCCAGUUCGUCUCUGAGACAUGAAUUAUGACUUAUGAAUUUUUUACACUUGAGUGACUUACAUCUAAAUCGCUGUUGCGACUUUGCUAAACACACACACGUCUUGUCAUGUCAACGAAUUCCAGCUUGCGUCACGUGUGAGUUCUGGUUCUCACUGUGUUUUUCCUCCAGUCACUGAAGUACUCACCAGUUUUGUCCCUCUGCUGUUUCCAUCCUCAACCCGACCGACAAACAGGAGGAGGAGUCACGGAAUCUCCAACCGUUUGAAAAGCUCAGUUAUUGACAUACUGGAGUGGAAUGACAACUACUUUUUUGAUUAAUGUACAGUACAGUGCGUGUACUUUUCCUCCUCACAUUACUAGCUCCCAGAUAAGAACACGCAUCAGGCAGACGUGUCGACUCUGUGAUCUUCACACCUUCAAUUUCUUUGUUGCCUUUUUUUUUUUCAUGUUUAAGUCGAUUGUGCUGGGAAUCAUGUGAAAAAUGUCCUUUUUUUUUUCUUGUAAAUUCUCUGCAAUGAAUGUUUUUCCUUUGCACCUGAUUUUUUUUUUUGCCGCUGACCCACAUGUACAGUUUGUUCAGAUCACAGUCUGCGCUGGGACGAGUUAAAGAUGUAAAUCUUAA